CAGACAGACAGGCAGGCAGGCAGACAGGUACAGGCAGCAAUCGGCCAGUGCGCCGACCACCAGGCAGACCCCACAGCUGACCCGCUCACCCGCCCCCCUACGUACCUACCGACCCAGGCAAAAGGGGCAUGGACCAAGGAAGGAAUCUAUCUAUCUAUGAAAUGGCAAAAAUCUGAAUGAAAGGGCCUGGCCUUCCGUCAUGCACAUACACAUACACACAAACGCACACGCACGCACUAGGGCAAGGAAGGCAUGACAGACAGGACAAGGCAGGCAAGGCAAGGCAAAGCGAGGUGAGAGAAGGUGAGACAAGGACGAACGAUUGCAGGCAGGAAGGUAGGUAGGUAACGUACUUACUGUGCGCAUGCAGGUCGUGACAUCCGUAUGAAUUGUGUUGUGUUGUGUUGUGUUGUGUGCUGUGUGUUCCGUUGUCCGUGUGUGGCAUGGGAUAAACCGGAUGGAUGCCAUCAAAUCGAUAAUAAAGGCCCCGCACCACACAGACACACACGGACAGGCAGGCAGGCAGGCAGACACCCGCACACACACACACACACAUGGACAUGGACACGGACACGGAUGGACGGCAAGAAAUGCGAUUGAUGCGGCAAAAACAGGGGUGUAGGGAUUUGCAGAUCGAAAGGCAGGCAGAAAGGUGUAUGGGUGCGGGGAUGGAUGGAUGGAUGGAUAAAUCAAUCAAGAAAAACACUCGUGGACUGAUGGAGGGGAGGGGUGUGUGUGUGUGGAAGGGUGGGGCAGUUGGUGAGGUCAUCGGACAGGGCGGCAAAAGUGUCCAUCCACUGUCCGGAGCGUCUCACGGGGUUUGCGAGACGGCAGCGGACGUCAACAGCUCUAGCUCCUCCACCACACCAUCUGACACACACAGCACACACACACACACACAGGUGAUCCUCCCUCCACCUGUUUGUGUGAUUGUAGACAGACAGACAGACUGACUUACCGAUGAGCACUUUGGGUUCCUUGAUUGCCCGUGUGUCGGCGCACACGGCGAUGGCGAGUUUGUCGACGUACGUCAGGAAUGACAUGCUCAGCCCCGAACGCAUCGGCCGGAAAAAAUUGCACACACUGAGGAUCUCCACACCUGCAACACAACAAACCACACAAGACACAAAGGGACCAGUGUGUCUGUGUGAGUGAAGGAUGGGUAGCUCGGCAGGCAGGCACGUACCGGCAAAUCGAAUGGGUUGGGCGGGGCCCUUGAGCGACGAGAACAUGAAGGACGCCCGAGCCAUCAGCCACGGCACCAACUGACACACACAGACAGGCAGACAGACAGACAGGCCGACCACACAAGCGGAGCGCAUGCAUGCUUUGCUGGAGGGCAGUGUUUCUCGGCCCCUCCCUCCCUCCGGCCCUCACCUUGCUGAAUGCGGGGAGGGUGAGCACAGCACGGAGGAUUCGCGCAAUCUGAUGAUAAAUAAGUCGGAGAAGGAAGGAGCCCACACGUCUGUCCGUUCGUCUGUCCUGGUGACUCUUCGGUUCGGCUCGCUCACCACAGUGACGAGGUAUGGUUCGGCGGAUGCCUUGAUGCCGUCCAUCGUCCUCUUGGUGCGCAUCAACCGCGUUCGGCUGCUCAGGUUCAAGUCGGUCUCAAACGGGACUAUCGAUCGCACCACACACGAAGAAGACAACAAGUGAUGUGAUUGUGAGGUGUGUGGAUGCCCUCGGCUUGGCUUACCGACGAUGAAGCUCAGUGAGUUUCCAUCGGCCUCCGGGACCUGCAGACGGCUGUCGGCCAGCCCGCCACCCACCCCUCCCUUGCACCCACGGUCGCUCCCGUCUCCCUUAGCAAAGGCGCCCAGCUUGGUGGUGUGCGCCGCGGCUAUGGGGCUGCUCAAGGCCGUGCUGGCGUCGCUGAAGCCCCUGCUCAUCGUCCGGCGCACGCACCCAAUCUCGAUGUCCGUCCCGGUGUCGCUCAGAGCGUCGCUGCGCACCGACCGGGGCGGCGAGGCCAUGGUGCGGCUGUGGUGAAACGAGGCUACCUCUGAGAAGGCCCUGGGGGACGAGUCGUCGACGGUGGCGGCAAUGGUCGGGGCUCUGAGGCCAUCUGGGAGGUUGGGAGGGCUCUGGGGGAGUGGUGCGAAGGACAUGUGUGAGGUGGAUGUGCUGGCGGAUGGUGAGGGAGAGGAGGCGGCCGGGGGCGGGUCGCGCUUGCCGGACGGGCCAGGCUGGUUUUGCUGCUGCUGCAGCUGUUUGGUGCGGAGGUUGAACAUCGACACGCCGGAAAUCGCACCAAAACGCUGACGACGAGUGACAGAGUGACAGACAGACAGGCGGAUAAGGGUGGACACGAGUGAAGGUACGUGCUCCGGUCCUUGUGAGUGUUUGUGUAUGUAGCCACGUACCUGCUUCAUGGCCUUGUCGUCCACUGAGUGCAGGUACCUCGAUAGGCCCCCGCCGGCAGCUGGGCACACACACACACAGACACCCAGACACACAUAAGAACAACACAGCGUCCGUCGGCUGUGUGAGUUUGUGCAGAUGUGUACCUACCGGUGGCCAGGACGUCGUUGACAGUGACCCCGAGCACCUUGCUGGCGCGCUUCACCUUAGGGAAACAGUAUUCCCUACAAGUAAGAGGAAAAGGGAAAAGCGCAUUGAUGCGGUGCCAAACCAAUCCAAUCCACGCACGCCCUCGUGUGCCUGUCAGGUCAGCCUCACACUCCCUCACACAUACAUACCUGACGUGGAAGGUCCGCUGGUGCGUGCCGUCGUUUCUCGGUCCCCGCCUGAAGGUCCACAGGCGAGUCCUCCUAUCCCCCAGCAGUAUGGCCUUCAGGAACUUGCCCAAACUCGACACGCCCGUCGCGACCAGCUGCCCGGCUCGCCUUCCCCCAGCCACCCACCGCCACACGCACCGCGGCACCAGCCACGUGAAGGGCCUCACCACCAGCAGAAAGGCCGCCCGCCAGAGUGACAAGACCGCCGUGAUGGCCGAUGACACCAGACCCCUGGUGGCGGCUCGACCCUGGCCCUGUGUGAGCGAUGUCGAUGAUGGGCAGGUCGAGAGGGAUGGCGUGUCGGGCAGAUCUUUGCCCAUCGGGGACGGCUGGGGGGUGCUGUUGGUGCUGCUUGUGGUGGUAGUGGAAGCGCCGGUUGAGUUGUCCAUCUUGUCGGCGUAGAAUGCGUCAAAAAGAUCGGAUCCGUCCCCGAGGGCGUGUGAGACGUGGAGCAUGAUGGUGAAGGUGUCGGGGUGGCCCGAGAAGCUGAUGAGGCCCACCUGCCACGGCGGCAGCUCGGGGGGGAAGGCGAAGUCGUUGAGCCGAGGCGUGAUGAACAAGCGAACCGCUUCCUCGGGCGACACGCCCGACGUGUCCAGGGUCACUGACGAAAACACACACACACACACACACGCACGCACGCACACGCACACGCGUGUGGAAGAACGCCUCGGUCCUGAUCGUCUGUCUGUCUGUCUGUCUGUCUGUGUGUCUUUACCUUGGAAUAUGUUGUCUGCCAUGCGGAAUGAGGGGCAGGGCACCCAGUAGAAUUUGUCCUUGUGCAGGACGGCGCGGCAGACGAGUCGGGGGAAUGUCACCGCCACACGGGUGAACUGGUCAAUCAGCGCCGGGAGGCUGGGCUUCUCGCUCGAUGUCAACAGCGACACAAUCACCUACAACCACACAGCAGUGCAGACCAGACGUGACACCAGAUCUUGCACUCAGGCGCCUUCCUGCCUUGCUCUGUGACUGCUUGACUCAGCUCACUCACCGGUCCGUCAUCGAACAGCUCGAACCCCCUGAGCACCUCGCUCAUGUGCGACAUCUUCUGCACGCCAAGAUGCACGCGCUUGGCAGUGCCCCCCUCCCUCUCCUCAUCGCGCCCGUCGUCCCGCAGCGACAGCGAAGACUCGGACGCGCGGCUCCGCAGUGACAGUGAACAAUCCAUUACGUCAGGCGGCUUCGCGCAGUGCUUCGCACAACGGCUGCGUGCUUCGCCUUGCGGUGAGGAAAGCACCUCGCAGCCGCCGAAAC
Molecule: messenger RNA, 3992 nt
Organism: Vitrella brassicaformis
Lineage: Eukaryota; Vitrellaceae
Source: the annotation of a GenBank genome assembly